CAUACUGAUGGCUUUUUCCCAUCAGUUAAAAAAGCUUCACAAUGGCUGCUUCUCUCUCAUCCUCGUUCACGCUUCCGCCACCGACAGCCACCGCCGCAGACGUUUGAUAUAACCGCUUUCCGGUCGAUUCCCCUUGCCCUAAUUUGGUCCGCGGGUCAAUUUCUGUUUCUUUUCUCGACGACCGCCGUGAUCGAUUCAGUUUUCUUCUCAAGACGCACGCUUUUCGUCGCGAUUUCGCUCCUGGUCAGCUCCAAUUGCUUCGACUCGGUAGAUGGCUCGUGGCGACUCGGCAAGUUUUCUCGGUCCUGGUUUCCGGUUCCACCCCACCGAUGAGGAACUGCUCCGGUACUACCUGAAGCGAAAGGUCACUAACAAGCCCGUCCGAUUUGACCCGAUUUCCGUCGUUGACGUCUACCGGACGGAGCCCUGGGAUCUCCCUGAUCGAUCAAAGUUGAAGAGCAGGGAUUUGGAGUGGUACUUCUUUAGUUUAUUGGAUAGAAAGUAUAGUAAUGGGUCAAAGACAAACCGGGCUACUGAGAAAGGCUACUGGAAAACAACUGGGAAAGAUAGGCCUAUACUCUCCAACUCUGUAACCGUGGGGAUGAAGAAAACUCUUGUUUUCCACAUUGGGCGGGCUCCACAUGGCGAGCGUACCAAUUGGGUGAUGCAUGAGUACCGCCUUUCUGACGAGGAAUUGGGGAAAUUCGGAAUUGGUCAAGAUACUUAUGUCCUUUGUAGGAUUUUCAGAAAGAGUGGAACUGGUCCGAAAAAUGGGGAACAGUAUGGAGCGCCUUUUGUUGAGGAGGAAUGGGAAGAUGAUGAUGUCCCUGUUCUAACUGGCGAAGAGUUCGUUUCUGCUGAUGGUGUGGUUGAGAUUGACAAUGAAUAUGUGGAUGCGGAAGACUUUGAUCAGAAAGUUGAUGUUGGUAUUGAACCCGAGAAUGUUAAUGUUCCGCCGACCUUCUACUAUGAAGAGACGAGCAACAAAAUAGAGAAUGUCGGAGGCUCUGGUGAAGAUGGGCCUAAACCCCUUACGGCCGAGCCACUAAACACCUUGGCAGUGCCAGUUCAAGCACAGUUACCUUAUAUAUCUGGGCAAAAUGAGAUGGGUGACAACUGUGUAGAUGCACAGUAUAUUGCAAGUUCAAGCAAGGACUCGAAUCCUCAUGAUAACAAGGAUGCUGCUAACAGUGAAUAUGCCGAGGGGCUUUUCUUGGAAGCAUCUGAAUUGUCAAAUCCUCUGGAGCCAGGUUCAGACCCUGCCGAUUUUAACUUGGAGGAUUUCCUUGAUUUUGAUCAGCUGGACUUUGAUCUUUCUGAAGCAUUGAGAGGUGAUGGUUUCACUUCUGAUCAGUCACUUGAAUCUAACAAGGUUUCAAGUGGGGUAGUUGAUGAUCUUCACUCUAGGAGUGAAAACAUGCUAAGCAUGCAGGGUGGUGCAUCUUCCUCAGAGCAGAUGCCUGAUUCUACCAUGUUGAAACCAUAUAGCAUGAAAUCUGAAUCCGAUGUCAACUAUCCAUUCAUUAGCAAAGCGAGCCGGAUGCUGGGCAAUAUACAUGCACCUCCUGCGCUGGCUGCAGAGUUCCCAGUCAAGGGAGCAGCAGCUCUGCGGUUUGCUUCAUCUCAACCUUCCAGCUCAUCCAUUCACGUCACUGCCGGUAUGAUAACAAUAGAGAACAUGGCACCGAGAGGCAACGGGAUGGAUGGGAAUACUUUGGGGAAGAACAUGGGGGUCAAUGUGGUCAUGUCUAUUACCUGGCCGCAAGGACUUGGUGGUACGAGUGUGAAAUCAGGAUCCAUGUUUACUAGGGUCUGGGUGUGCCUAAUGUUCUUCUGGGUCCUGAUUCUUUCCGUGAGCUACAAGAUUGGAACUCGUAUCUGCUCUAAAUAAGAGGGUCUAAGGUGGAAGCUGGACGCCCAUUUGGGUGACGGGAAGCAGUUGAAGCCUUGUUUUAGUUUGUUGCUCCGAGGAGAUCUCCAUUAAUAUACGAUCAUAGGAGUCUAUAUGGGGAUAGCGUUCUGCUAUUGGACACAGGUUUAUUAUUGGUAGGAGUGAGUGAGGGACUAACCAUCAGACCGACUAAUUUCUUUCACUUUUCUCUGUGACUCUGUUCUGUUUUUAUGAGAUCUGUGGAACACUCAUCUCUAUUAUAUACUAGACACUGGCAUACUCUUUUGAACACGAAGUUGCAUUACCAUGCCAGAGGGCUGCUCUGAUCAGACUCAUAGCUGCUGUUAAACACGCUGUGUUCAAAGUCCGGUAUGGUGAUCCUUUCGACGGAGCUACGGAGCUACGCCUCUUUGUAUGCAGAAUAGGUGUUUGGUUGCAUGUAUUUGGAGAAUGGGUUAAGAACUUAAUAUCAUGCGUGGGAGAGAAGUACUUAAACAACAUUUUAUAAAAUUAGAACUCACAU
Linum trigynum is the source of this 2414-nucleotide messenger RNA. Lineage: Eukaryota; Viridiplantae; Streptophyta; Magnoliopsida; Malpighiales; Linaceae. The record is from the annotation of a GenBank genome assembly.